AUGUUGAGACGCCUCCGAGCCCGCAGCAGGAGUUUGUUCCCUGGCUACAAACCCGGCAGCCGAACUGUAGCCUUCAGGGAACCAGACGACUUUGUGGAUUUGACCAGGAUCAUUGUAAAGCCAUGGAAUUCUAUGCAGGAUCUAGGCAAGGACAUCUAUGAUCUUUAUGCUGAGGAUGAAGAGGAGGAUGCAUCGCCCCCUCACGUGCUGCUUUCUCCCGCCAAGCACUUCACACUUAACAUCAAUGUUGGUGGAACUUUGUACCACCUGCCCUACAGGUUAGCUGUCAGGUACCCCAAAACACGGAUUGGCCGCCUUGCUACAUAUACAGACCAUAACAAGAAGUUGGAACUUUGUGACGACUACAUUGUCCGCAGCAAUGAGUUCUUCUUUGACCGGGACCCCAUCAUUUUCCAGAAUAUUUUCAACUUUUAUAGUACUGGGGUCUUGUGGAUUAAAGAUGAACUUUGCCCCCGCAACUUCCUGGAGGAGAUCAACUACUGGGGCGUCAGGAUCAAGAACAGCCAUCGCUGCUGUCGCAUCUCAUUCGAGGAGAGGCAGGACGAGCUAAACGAGCAGCUAAAAAUACAAAAGCAGCUGAUGGCAGAGGUGGAGAUAGUUGCAAUGGAGGCAAAUGAGGCCUUGUAUCAAAACAUGGCCUUUGGACACACCCGCUGGAAGAUCUGGAACAUGAUGGAAAAGCCAUUCUCCUCUGUUGCUGCCAAGCUCAUGGCUGUCGCAUCCUCCAUUAUUGUCCUGAUCUCACUGGUUGCCAUGACACUGAACACCGUGGAGGAAAUGCAGUAUAAGACAGCAUCUGGCCAGCUGAGCGGCAGGUUCUAUGGCGAACAUGUGGAGACUUUCUGCAUCGCCUUCUUCACCCUGGAGUAUGUUCUCCGCUUGCUGUCAACUCCCAACAUCAGAAGUUUUGGACGCAGCGUCCUCAACUCAGUCGACCUGAUCGCCAUCCUGCCGCACUACUUGCAAAUGGUUCUGGAGUGUUUUGAUGAAAAGGACACACACAUGGAUUCUGUAGACAUUGAGACUGUGUCACGUGUCGGAAAGUUAGGCCAAGUCCUGAAAAUCAUGCGAUUGAUGCGGAUCUUUCGGAUUCUAAAACUGGCUCGUCACUCAACAGGCCUCAGAGCCUUUGGCUUCACACUGAGACAGUGCUACCAGCAGGUGGGCUGUUUGCUGCUGUUUAUUGGCAUGGGGAUCUUUGUGUUCUCAGCCAUGGUGUACACUGUCGAGCAUGACGUUCCCAACACCAACUUCACUUCCAUGCCACUUGCAUGGUGGUGGGCUGCUGUCAGCAUUUCCACAGUGGGCUACGGUGACAUGCUACCAGAGACCAACCUGGGCCGCGUCUUUGCCUUCGCCUGCAUCGCCUUCGGCAUCAUCCUCAACGGCAUGCCCAUAUCUGUGCUCUACAACAAGUUCUCGGACUACUACGGCAAGCUCAAGUCACAAGAGUAUGCAGCAGUCACCAAAGCUCGCGGCGAUCUGCAGUUUGCGCGAAGGGCAGCAAAGAAGUUAGCGGAAUGUUAUCAGUCAAGAGCGUCCCGACUGCAGUGUCAAUUCGUUAACGCAGCAGAGGGGAAAGCUUUUGGAGUCUGUCAAGGCCACACACGCUCGUAA
This is a messenger RNA of Nerophis lumbriciformis (worm pipefish), 1638 nucleotides long. NCBI's taxonomy places the organism in Eukaryota, Metazoa, Chordata, Actinopteri, Syngnathiformes, Syngnathidae. The record is from RefSeq and is a predicted model, not a curated record.